Molecule: messenger RNA, 2430 nt
Organism: Nymphaea colorata (pocket water lily)
Lineage: Eukaryota; Viridiplantae; Streptophyta; Magnoliopsida; Nymphaeales; Nymphaeaceae
Product: S-type anion channel SLAH2-like
Exons: 7
Coding region: 358-2163 (601 amino acids)
Biological process (GO): intracellular monoatomic ion homeostasis; transmembrane transport
Cellular component (GO): membrane
Molecular function (GO): voltage-gated monoatomic anion channel activity
Source: RefSeq, a predicted model, not a curated record
GUCCUCAACACUGGUGUCAGAACGCGUUGCUGAAGUUUUGAGAGUUUGGGACCUCCUUUAUGUCUAAGAAACAUAUUUCUUUUAACGUGUCAGCACCGGGAGAUUCCAUCUACAAAUGGUAGAUGCAAUCCGUUGAAGGAUGGCCGCUUUCCGAGAGUUGUGAUCUUUGAUGCGCACAAUAGAUUUCUUUAGUGCAGUGUCAGAUAAAAGGAGGUUUCUUCUGCGAAUGGUAGAUUGGAACUUGUUGGCGUUCCAUUGAUUGAUCUCCCUUGACUUUAGACAGCUGGCUGAUUUAGCAUUCCUCUGGGAUGUGGUGGCUCCCCCACAUCUUCUCAUUUCUGUACUUUCUUUUUACUCAUGGCUCACUGUGCUGCUGCAACCGAGAAGCAGGACCACGGGGAAGAGCUUCCACCUCUAUUUCAGAUUUUGGCAUCUGAAACUGUUGAUGGAUUUGAUGAAGUGUGCUAUCAGACGCUCGAACUGCCUUGUACCGAUUCUGCAGAAGGUCCUUCUUUGGCGAAUGAAAAGGUAGCAGACUCAACACCCGUGCAAUUACCAAUUUCAUCUUCACCAUUAGUUCCAAAUCACUGCCAUUCAGUUUCUAUCAGCAUGCCUUCCUCCCCGUUGGGUGCAAAAUCUAAAGGAUUUCCUGAUGACUAUGUUGGCAAUGAGAAUGCUGCUACUGAUGGUACUGGAGGGAAGGCUGCCUAUUGUGGUAAUGCAUCUGUGAAGCAGCCCAAUCAGGCAAUGUUUUAUUCCAUUCCCAUACCAAAGGGCACUGCAUAUGCAGACAAUAUCACAAAGGGAUUGCCUCCUGAUUAUAUAAGACAUGACCAGAAUGGUUCACAAAGUGAGAGCCGCACAAUGAAAUCAUUCAACUCUUUCAAGACCUGGUCUGGAAGGCUGGAGAGGCAGUUAUCGGUACUAAGAGGCAGACAGCAAGAAGAGGAAUUUGCUAAUGAUAGCUCCCCACCCCCUGAGAUUGAUGUUUUGCCAGUGGAUCGUUACUUUGAUGCUCUAGAAGGACCUGAACUUGAAACUCUGAAGGACUCUGAGGAGCUGCUCCUUCCUGAAGAUCAGAAGUGGCCCUUCCUUCUGAGAUUCCCAAUUUCUUCCUUUGGUAUCUGCCUUGGCCUCAGCAGCCAAGCUAUCCUUUGGAAAACGCUGGCAACAGCCUCUUCCACACAGUUUUUGCAUGUAAGCCCCAUUAUAAACAUGAUUCUUUGGUUUGCCUCCGCAGCAGUUGUUGCAACUAUUGCCACCAUCUAUAGUCUCAAGAUCAUCUUCUAUUUUGAAGCUGUCCGGCGUGAAUACUACCACCCAGUUCGUAUCAAUUUCUUCUUUGCCCCGUGGAUUGCAUGCUUGUUCUUAGUUAUGGGGUUACCUCCUUCACUUGUGAAAAACUUACAUCCAGUGCUCUGGUAUGUCUUGAUGGCUCCAAUUUUCUGUCUUGAACUCAAAUUAUAUGGACAAUGGAUGUCAGGAGGCCAACGCAGACUGUCUAAGGUAGCUAAUCCAUCAAACCAUCUAUCUAUUGUUGGAAACUUUGUUGGUGCAUUGCUGGGGGCCACAAUGGGACUGAGAGAAGGGCCUCUAUUCUUCUUUGCCAUUGGUUUGGCACAUUAUGGAGUGCUGUUUGUUACAUUGUACCAGAGACUGCCAACCAAUGAGACACUCCCGAAAGAACUCCACCCUGUAUUCUUCCUGUUUGUUGCAGCUCCAAGUGUUGCUUCUAUGGCAUGGGCCAGGAUCCAAGGGAAUUUUGACUACGUCGCAAGGAUAGCGUAUUUUAUUGCAUUGUUUCUCUAUAUUUCACUGGCUGUUCGAAUUAACUUCUUCCGUGGUUUCAGGUUUUCACUAGCAUGGUGGGCUUAUACAUUUCCAAUGACUGGCGCUUCAAUUGCAACAAUUAGAUACUCGAGUGUGGUUACAUCUACCAUAACGCGGGCUCUCUCUGUUGUACUGUCCUCUGUUUCUUCUCUCACAGUGCUGGCUUUACUCGUUUCAACUAUCAUCCAUGCUUUUGUCCUUCAUGAUCUCUUUCCGAAUGACAUUGCCAUUGCUAUUACACGGAAGAAAGUUAAGACAGGCAAGAAACAGACACAUCUAAGGACAGUAUAUUCAGACAUUCCGAUGACAGAAGCUGACAAAUCAAAUUGCUGAAAACUGAUUGUAAGUGGAGUGGUACAAGGUUGAAGGCCACGUUUACUAUUCUGAAGAUGAUUCACUAUUAAUUUAUGCAGAUUCAACAGCACCACUCGCAACUUGUUUCAUAGUUUUGCAGUCUAAAAUGCAAAUAGGCAUAUGGCCUUUGUUGGUGAGUCAAUGUAGUCUAUGAGAGACAUAAGGGCUUCAUGAAUUAAAACUUGAUUUCUGGGGUUGUUUACCUCCCCAAUUAAGCGACAUCAAAACUUUGAGCUUGUUGAUGGA